Messenger RNA from Anguilla anguilla (European eel), 1621 nucleotides. Its product is annotated as regulator of G-protein signaling 20-like. The transcript is spliced from 5 exons. Lineage: Eukaryota; Metazoa; Chordata; Actinopteri; Anguilliformes; Anguillidae. Bases 370 to 1017 code for a protein of 215 amino acids. The record is from RefSeq and is a predicted model, not a curated record.
GAUAAAAAGGGCAGUAAGGGUAGUUUCGGUGAAAGACGCCACGGCGAAACUCCGUCCAUCACUUCACACGACUGAAACGGCUAAAUGUUGACGCUUCCGCGCUGUCUCUUUCUCGCAGUAGACAAAUACGGUCAUGUUUAACAGUUGCAGGCCCAUGUCGCUCUAUAACGUGAAGGCUACGAUCCGAAGAGUCCAGCUAUAGGCAACUGUAGGUGUAAUAUGCCGAGGCUUUACGCUACCCUUACUACCACUUAGUAAGAGGAACGCAUGCGCAUUGACAACAAGCAGCCGGUCUGAAAAGUCCUGUUUUAACGGAUGUAAUCAAGGCAACGGAUUCCCUCAAUCUUCGGCAUCCAUGGUGAUAUCCCCAUGGGAUCCCAGCGGAUGGAGAUGCGGAAGCGUCAGACGACGGGGCAACAGGACGCGGCGGGUACCGUGCAGACCCCGCCAGACCCAGGGAACCGAGGACCCAACGCCUGCUGCUUCUGCUGGUGCUGCUGCUGUAGCUGCUCUUGGAACGAGGACGGGAACGAGAGGAACCGGAGAUCCUCCUACGAGACCAAGACCGACGGGGCCACAGACUGCAACCAGAGACCCACGCCUUCUGCGGAGGACGUCCUCUCCUGGGGACAGUCCUUCGACAAGCUGAUGAAGUGUCCGGCGGGGCGGUGCGCCUUCCGGGAGUUUCUGCGGACGGAGUUCAGCGAGGAGAACAUGCUGUUCUGGCAGGCCUGCGAGGACCUGCGGGCGGAGAGCGCCAAGGCCGCCGUGGAGGAGAAGGCCCGGCUCAUCUACGAGGACUACAUCUCCAUCCUCUCGCCCAAAGAGGUGAGUCUGGACUCGCGGGUUCGAGAGGUGAUCAACAGGAACAUGGUGGAGCCCUCGGUGCACACGUUUGACGACGCGCAGCUGCAGAUCUACACGCUGAUGCAGAGAGACUCGUACCCCCGUUUCAUCAGCUCUCCAGCCUACAAAGCCCUGCUGAACACUGUCUCAGAGCAGGCCCCCGAAUCUUAGCUCCGCCCCCAGAAUCUUAGCUCCGCCCCCGGAAAACAGGCUCCCGAAACUUAGCUCCGCCCCCAGAAUCUUAGCUCCGCCCCCGGAAAACAGGCUCCCGAAUCUUAGCUCCGCCCCCACAAUCUUAGCUCCGCCCCCGGAAAACAGGCUCCCGAAUCUUAGCUCCGCCCACUAAUGUUAGCUCCGCCCCUGCGGAAAACAAGCUCCCGAAUCAUAGCUCUGCCCCUGGAAAAGAGGCCCUGAAACUUAGCUCCGCCCACCAAUCUUAGCUCCGCCCCUGCGGAAAACAAGCUCCCGAAUCAUAGCUCUGCCCCUGGAAAAGAGGCCCUGAAUCUUAGCUCCGCCCCCUAAUCUUAGCUCCGCCCCUGCGAAAGAAAGGCUCCCGAAUCUUAUCUCCGUCCCCCCAAAAAAAACGCUUUUCCUCCCUUCCCUUCGUCAUGUGACUUUAUUAGUGUAGGGCGUGUCAAAGAGCAGGCCGUGGCCCCCCCACCCCUCCCCUCCGGCGGGCGGGGCCGUCCUACAGGUGUGUCCCGGCUCAGGUGAUUCUCAGGUCUCCGUCACACACCUCAGACCAGCGGAGAUCUCCGCACCGCGAGCUCAAGAA